GGUUUGAUGGGUCUGACCCAAAUCGCGGCAGACGUGCCGGGAAGGCCGAGCGCGCUGACGCGAGGGAGAACGCAGCACCGGGGCCGGGCUCUGGGUUCAGUGACUUCCCGCGAGCAUCUCCCCGUGUUAGCGAGGCGGAGAGCUGCCCGCACCCGCGCAGCUUCCCUCGGCGCUCUCCCCGGGCUGCGCUCGGUGACUCAGGGCUCCGCCGCGCCCUCUGAAACUGCCCGGGCUUGGUCGCGAGGGCAGAGAGCUGCUUUAUGGGCCCGUGGAGCUCAAAGUGGGGGUUAAAUAAGUGAAAUGGCACAGCUCCUUGGAUAUUCAAGCAAUUUUUCCCUUGGCAUAAAAAUUCCUGGACGCCACAGGGGGACGUACUGAUCAUGGACAGUGAAGAAAUCCCAACUUUUUCAAGUCCAAAGGAGGAAACCGCGUAUUGGAAAGAGCUUUCCUUGAAGUACAAGCAAAGCUUCCAGGAAGCUCGCGAAGAGCUGGCUGAAUUUCAGGAGGGAAGCAGAGAAUUAGAGGCUGAGUUGGAGGCACAGCUAGUGCAAGCUGAGCAGAGGAAUAGGGAUUUGCAAGCAGAUAACCAAAGACUGAAAUAUGAAGUGGAAACAUUAAAGGAGAAACUGGAGCACCAGUAUGCACAAAGCUACAAGCAAGUGUCGUUGUUAGAGGAUGACCUGAGCCAGACAAGGGCCAUUAAAGAUCAGCUACAUAAGUAUGUGAGGGAGCUGGAACAGGCCAACGAUGACUUGGAACGUGCAAAGAGGGCAACAAUAGUUUCAUUGGAGGACUUUGAACAAAGGCUGAACCAGGCCAUUGAGAGAAAUGCGUUUUUAGAAAGUGAACUGGAUGACAAGGAAUCAUUGCUAGUUUCUGUACAGAGAUUAAAGGAUGAAGCGAGAGACUUACGGCAAGAGCUCGCGGUACGGGAAAGGCAACAAGAAGUCACCCGAAAGUCUGCGCCUAGUUCUCCGACUCUAGACUGUGAAAAGAUGGAUUCAGCUGUCCAGGCGUCUCUCUCCUUGCCAGCUACACCUGUUGGAAAAGGAUCAGAAAAUAGUUUUCCUUCCCCAAAAGCUAUUCCAAACGGAUUUGGUACCAGCCCUCUUACCCCUUCAGCUAGAAUAUCUGCACUCAACAUUGUGGGAGAUCUCUUACGGAAAGUGGGGGCCUUAGAAUCCAAAUUAGCUGCUUGCAGAAAUUUUGCAAAGGACCAGGCAUCACGGAAAUCCUAUAUUUCAGGGAACGUUAACAGCAGCAUGAUAAACAGCAAUGGUGCAAAGUACCCUCAUCCAGGACAUACUUCCUUCUUUGACAAAGGCCCCUGUACUCUCCUCCCUGCCCCAAAUUGUCGCUGGAGCCUGAAUCAGCCACGUGUGCUCGUAGACCCGGUCCAAUCUGCAGCCGCUGCCUUAUGAACAGCCAGUUGUUGGGUGGUGGGAUUGUGACAGAGGGCAGUAAAUGGCUUUGAUCAAGGUUCCCCUGGACUGGGAGCCUCCAGACCUUCAUCGGCACCUGGCAUGCUCCCCCUGAGCGUAUGAGUCAGCGCGAGGUGGUGUUUGGACUUGCGGAUGCUUUUCUCAGCCCACCAAGAGACGAACUGCUUCAGUUUCCUCCCCAUUCCCGCCCCCCUGGAACACAACCUGCCCCGUGGUGUGCAGCAGUCCCUGCCUGGCUGCUGCUGGAGGAGGCCCUGUGCUCACAGCCCCUCGUGUCUUGUUAAUAGUUAACUUUCUCCUAUUGCUGUAGUGGACAUGUUCUGACUUGGCCCCACGCCGCGUCGCACAAGCUGAGCCAUGUAGUGCUCUGUUUCAGGGGCUGCAAAACCUUGGCCAGGUGCUCCUUGCCCUGUCACUUUAUCUCUUCUCUAACUUAGGUUUGGUCUAACAAAAACAUUCGCUGCUUUUCUUAAAGGCCACACUUCUUGCUGCCCGUCCCCUCCAUGAUCCUGCCACUUAACCACGCAGCUGCUCUACUCCCCAGCAGGCUCAAACCCCUCAAAGCAGACACGGGGUAAGGUGAGGGAGGUGGCAAGACAUUUGCAGCUGGGGAUCAGGUCUGGGUCUGUAACUGAGUUACUGCAGAUUAAUAAAUAACGGCUGUGCAGGGUGCAGCUGGUGGGUGUCUGCCUCCGGCCUUGCCCCGGAGCGGGAAGGGGAGGACAAGAGCAGCUGCAGCCCUGCCUGUGCAGCCCCAGCAGCGGGGGGCUGCGCCUCGGCUGGGCCUGGGCUGGGGGGGGGAGCAAGGAGAGGGGUGGCAGCAGCCCUGGGGGCACCCGGCCCAGGCCCAGCACCUGUCAGGCACUGUCACAGCCCUGAGCCCAAUCCGGCAGCGGGAGUGGGGCUGCAGCCUUGGCACAGGAGCUGUGGCAGGUCAGCAACGUGUGGCUGCUGUCAUGAGCUGAGUCUGCAGGGUGCCUGCACCCCAAUGCCCCCAGCCCCGGGAAGCCACCCUCCGCAACGAGCCUUCCCCACCUCUCCGCACCGAGACGCUGAGCUCGUUAGGAAGCCGCUAAGCCAAUGGGCCACACUGCCCAUGCCAUGCCCCCUCCCAGGACCCCAUAACCAUCAAAACCAUGUUCAGAUCUGUGUAAUAUAUGACUGGAUUUUACAGUGUCACCUGCAGGCUUCUGUGACAGUUUUGGGCGACUGUGUACCUUGUGGGUCUUUCAAGCAAUGUAUUUGUGCGAGUUCUCUGUCUAUGUGCCUCAGAGUUGGUGGAUUUCAAAAUGAACCAGCAAGCCCAGCUGGGGUUUGAUCAGUAGGUUAAAAAGAUCUUCUUCCCAGUUUGGUCCAUCACAUUCCGUUGGCUCUGCAGCUCUACAUUGGUUUAGUUACAAGCGCUGAGAAAAAAACAUUGCCCCCAGAAGAAGGGUGGUGGGAACAUCACCCCUUGCUGUUAGGGCUUGUAUGAUCCUCCUUUCCUGUGCAUCCUCUGCUGCAUUUGACUGUUUACAUUUGUUUUAUUGUACAUAGGUUUGUAAACAUAAUACCUUUGCCUAAGAUCUUUGUACAUAACUUGGGCUUUGUAGCUUUAUUUAUUCAAAAUCUAUAUGGCAUGUUUCAAUAGGACAGUGUACCAUACCACCGAGGUGACACAGAUAUUGAUGCAGUUUAAAAACAGCAAAAUGAUUAAGCUGAGCAAGUACUCUUCCAAAAAUAAAGUUCUUUUAAUGUGGAA
This is a messenger RNA of Cygnus olor (mute swan), 3183 nucleotides long. RefSeq names its product nudE neurodevelopment protein 1 like 1 (gene NDEL1). Gene Ontology annotation, biological process: regulation of neuron projection development; mitotic centrosome separation; vesicle transport along microtubule. The transcript is spliced from 10 exons. NCBI's taxonomy places the organism in Eukaryota, Metazoa, Chordata, Aves, Anseriformes, Anatidae. Gene Ontology annotation, molecular function: microtubule binding. The record is from RefSeq and is a predicted model, not a curated record. Gene Ontology annotation, cellular component: kinesin complex; centrosome; kinetochore. The coding region runs from base 381 to 1421 and encodes 346 amino acids.